CCGGCCAUCGCCGAGGGGCCGAGCCCGGACGGCGCCGCCGAAGCCAACCUCGUAGACCUCCAGAAGAAACUGGAGGAAUUGGAAUUAGAUGAGCAGCAAAAGAAACGGCUCGAGGCUUUCCUCACCCAGAAAGCCAAGGUUGGGGAGCUGAAGGAUGACGACUUUGAGAGGAUCUCGGAGCUGGGAGCUGGCAAUGGCGGGGUGGUCACCAAAGUACAGCACAAGCCCUCAGGACUCAUCAUGGCGCGGAAGCUGAUUCAUUUAGAAAUCAAACCUGCCAUUCGUAAUCAGAUUAUCCGCGAGCUGCAGGUCCUUCAUGAGUGUAACUCACCAUACAUUGUGGGUUUCUAUGGAGCCUUCUACAGUGAUGGGGAGAUCAGUAUCUGCAUGGAGCACAUGGAUGGUGGCUCCUUGGAUCAGGUCUUGAAAGAAGCCAAAAGAAUACCUGAGGAGAUCUUAGGAAAAGUCAGCAUAGCAGUUCUGCGAGGUUUAGCUUAUCUCCGAGAGAAGCAUCAGAUCAUGCAUCGAGAUGUGAAACCUUCUAACAUCCUGGUCAAUUCUCGGGGAGAAAUCAAGUUGUGUGACUUUGGGGUUAGUGGCCAGCUCAUCGACUCCAUGGCAAAUUCUUUUGUGGGAACACGAUCCUAUAUGUCUCCAGAGCGGUUGCAAGGCACUCAUUACUCGGUUCAGUCGGACAUCUGGAGCAUGGGUCUGUCCCUUGUGGAGCUGUCUAUAGGAAGGUACCCCAUCCCCCCACCGGACUCUAAGGAACUGGAAGCAAUAUUUGGGCGUCCCAUGGUAGAUGGGGCAGAGGGAGAAACCCACAGCAUCUCGCCACGGCCCAGACCCCCAGGACGCCCAGUCAGUGGCCACGGGAUGGACAGCCGGCCUGCCAUGGCUAUCUUUGAACUGCUGGACUAUAUUGUUAAUGAGCCACCUCCCAAGCUGCCGCAUGGAGUUUUCACACAAGACUUCCAGGAGUUUGUAAAUAAAUGCUUAAUUAAAAAUCCAGCUGAAAGGGCCGAUCUGAAGAUGCUGAUGAACCACACCUUCAUCAAGCGCUCAGAGGUAGAAGAGGUGGAUUUUGCUGGCUGGCUGUGCAAGACGCUGCGGCUAAACCAGCCCAGCACACCCACCCGCACGGCCAUGUGAUGGCCAAGCGAGCUGCCUUGUGUCCAUACGUCUGCCUGUCUGACACCAUCUCUUGCCCUUCCAUAGAAGACGGAACCGCCUUCUCCCUCUGCCGCCCCUGUCUCGCCUUGCUCCCAGGCGGCAAAACAUCCAUCCUGCUAACCUGUCACAGACCUCAGCUUGCUUGCCCUCGGCUGUGUUCUUUCUGUACCCGUGCUCGAGCGUGCUGCGGUCUCUGGAGUUUCUGACACUUGGGAAAUAUGCUGCUGCUUCCGUUGUCUUUUCUGAAGCCUGUUCACUUGGGUUAAAGGUGGGGUGGAGGGGUGGCAGGGUCAGGGGGGAGCUCAGUGAUCUCAUACUUCAUCUGCUGCUUGGUUUCGGGGCAGGCUGGAAAGUGACUGGUGUAGAAACCAAAGAACUGGAAAUGGAGGCAGCUGCUGAUGUGGAAUGGCUGGACUUGAGGGCCUGUGGGGUUACCAAGUGCUACAGCGGUCUCAUGUGCAUUGGCAGAGCAAAGCAAGCAAAGGAGGUGAAGGUGUUGUGCUUGGUAGAUGCUUAGGGUUUGUGUUGGUGACGUUGGCAGGUGUGCUGCAAAAGCAAGGAAUAGGUUUGGGUCGUAUUUUUAGCUUUGUUGGGGAAGAGUCAGUGAAUUCUCCCCCACCCUCCUGGCUUUCAGUCUGAUAUGUGGUUUGAUCCUCGCCGGAGGGUGGAACAAGGACUGGAGGGGGAAUAUCAACAUCUCUUUUUCUUCAUAUAGUUUUAAGAUUAUUUGGUUUUCUGUGUGUCGGACGGUUAUUUUCUAGCAACCCAAGUUGCUCCUUCCUUUCUUCUGCCUCUAAGUGUGGGGGGCAGGGGGUGGAGAUCCUACUUUUAAAAAUACAGCAGUUCAAAGCAUAUUGGAAAUUAUACACUGGAAGUCCAGGUGCCAUCUUAGGCUACUGGCUUGCCAAGCCAUGCUGUUUGCUUGCUGAGGAAGGGAGGCGUCUCUGAGCCCAUUGUUGUUGCCCUGGGGCAAGGCUGGUGUCCCAUGCAUCGAGGUGAUGCUCACAUGACUUGUGCCCACCAGAUUAAUGUUGGGGAAAGCAGCUCCUUCCACAGGCUGUGUUGCCUACCUGCUCUUGGACACUGUGAAAUGAAGCACCCUUCUGUCAGUGCCUCAGGGGGAAGCCUGCAUUUCUCUUCAGCCAGCCUGCGUUCUUCUGCAGCUGAGGUGCUGUGACUAGAGUGGAUCACUCACUGCUGGCCCCAGGAAGACAAGCCCUGAUCAUUCUUCACCUCAACUUGCUGCACCAACAGUGAAUCAUGCAGCAUCCCAGGAGCAUGAUGCCAACUCUUAGUACCCUUCAGAGGCAGCUGAUGUGUUUGUGGCAUACAUGCCCUGCUCCACUGGCCAGAGAAGACCAUCUCUGGGGGGGACUAAGGCAGGGUAAAGGGGUUGUAGAAACUGCCUUUGAGGAGGGAGUGAGUGAGACACCCCAAAUCCCAAAGAAAUGGAGCCGUUUUCUAUUGUCACCCAGUUUGUGAACCAUCUGAAGACUCUCCCAAGCUGCCUGCUUAUUGUAUAGGUGUCAUGUUGAUCUGGUUCUCUUCCAGCACUGAUUUCUCUCCCCACCCCCACAGCCUCUUGGCCUUGCCAUGAGGCCUUGCACCUGUGACCCUCCCACAUCAUGUGGCCAGAAUCUGGAUUGUUCCUGUCUCACCCACUUGGUCUCAUGGUAUUUGAGUAGCUAGUUCUGAACAGUGCAGCUGUGCAUUCAGCAGACAAACUUUCAAGGUGCAGGUAGAUGCGGCUCAGACCUCCCUGAUGGGAUGCAGUGCAGUGCUGUGAGGAGGAAGAAGGCUUCCAGAUGGAUCAAGCCCAAAACAGGCUUCUGGGGACAGUGUCCCAAGGACAAGGGAGGUGCCUAAUUUUCUUUGGUUUGAAUGGGAGUAGGGUGUCCCCUUCCCACCUUGAUGUUGUCUCCCCUCCGUGCACUCCUUCCCCUCUGGUAGGGGAGAGACCUUCAGUUCCUCCAAGCAUCUUGCGUACUCAGCAGAUCCUCUGAGAGGUGAAGAUGCCAUCUCAGGGUGUCACGCUGAGAACAACCUGCACCUUUGCAGAAUCUGGCAUGUGCACCCUCGAUCAUAUUAACAGCUUCAGGUCACCUUGGUGCAGGGAACACAGGGAUGUGGCUCACUGAAGUGACUCCACAAGACCUCGUUAAAUCUUACGAGUGCAGAGGUUCUGCUGCUCAGGGUGUAACAUUUGCCCCCUUCCUGCCAGUAAAGACCACAUCCUGCAGCGAAGCAGGGUUCCAGUUGGGCCAAUGACUCCAUGUGUACAUUGGCUACUGGCCUAGGAAGAUCCAGAGUCUGAUGGUCCUUCCUCACUGCCAAAAUGGCAGCAGCAUCUUGCCCCAAGUUUGGUAGCAUCGCCUUCUGCCUUUGGGAAGAUCUUACGCCCUCCGCAUCUGCGGAAAGGGUGAACUGCUGUGUUUGCAAGUGCUUCCAGGGCCUCUACAGGUGGCUGAGCAAGCAACUUGAUGGAGAAGGCAUUGGCUUUUGCUGCUCAAGCAGCUGCAAAGGCAAAGCCCAAAUGUGCUGCACUAGGCCUUGCUUGUCUCUUGCAGCUCACAGCACUAUGUCCUUGUUUUCCUCUCAGCAUCUCUCCAUUCUGUCUCGGGUAGUUCCUGUUCCUGUUUUUCUCCAGGGAAAGGCUAGCAGGCUCCACUGGCCAUACCCCAGCAGGGCCAACUCCCCUUGUUGAAUCUUGCUCCUCUCAAGCUACAUCUGUAGCGUAAUGAAGGAAAGGUAUGUCUCAGUUCGGCAGGAGCGAGAAAAGGCUUGGGUCUGAUGACAUGGGUGGAACGGUGUUGGUAGGGAUCUCAGGGGCAUUGGAUGGAGCCCAUUCGGCUGUGGGGUUCACUGGUUGUUAUGUCUCCCCUCUCUUGUCCUGCUGAACAAGCCACAGGCAUGACUCAUGCCCUUCUGCAUGUGCUCUGGGGCUGCUUGUGCUUGUCCAUUGAGCUGGAGUCUGGGAACCUUGUCUCGUCAGGCCGAUGCCUUGGCUUAUGGCAGUCGGAGGCUCGGCCUUAGCCCUUGCCUCCUUGCGUGGCUGUUAGAGGAAUAACUUCAGCCAGCCCAUGAUGGCUGCGCAGGUCUGUCGUGAACUCUGCUGGUGGAUUCGGGAUGAGGGAAGCCAGUUUUGCGAGGAUUGAAGAGCUGUUUCUGCGAGCUCUGCUUCUGGAGUGGGCUCAUCUUGGGGGCAGGCAGCAGGUGUAUCAGCACUCCCCUUCCCCCUCUUCCAAUCCUCCUUCUCCCCCAUUCUUUUUCCUUCGAGCUCUGGGAGGCACCGACCGCAUCUACCUGAAAGGGAAGGUGCGUCGGGCAAAGCCAAGCCUAGGCUGUGUCUGUCCAGUGCAGAGCCCAUCCUCUUGAUGAAGGGCGAAUCAAGCGUCUCAACUUGUAGAUUGACGCAAUCUAAUAAUGUAACAAGGGGGAGGUUCCACCCCCUCCCCCAUAGACGCAUUUCAUGCUGCUGAUUGUGGUUCAGAUAUGCUGGGUGUUUAAAAAGAAAAAAAAAAAAAGGAAGAAAAAUAUCAAAAAAAAAUUCUAUAUAUAGUGGAUUGUGCUUAUUUUUUCAAAUAGUACCAGUGGCUCAAGCACUGAUGUCAUUUUUACAUUUUGAAGGCCUUUAUUUUUAACCCUGGAGUUAUCAGCUUUGAUCCGAUAAGAUGCUCUCCAGUAUGGGCUCUCUGGGUAGCCAGUCCCCUGGUGCAGGGAAGCAGGUUCUUACCUGGGGGGAGCUGGGGGGUCAAGCUCUAGCAUCUGAGAGCCCUUUCCAAUUUCCCUGGUAGACACUGGGAAGACAGGCAAGGGCUUCUUCGAGGCUUCUCCUCCAAGCUCGCCCAAGAUUUCACCCCAGCAUGCAGAAAAAUUGCAUGUAGGGCUAUGUCUACCUGCCACACGAUCUCGUAAUCAUAAAGCAGGAUGAAAACCAUUUAGCCACCAGAGCAGUAGCUUGUCCAUGGCCACAGGCUGGCAUUUGUGAGAUCGAAUCUGAAGGUCGCUCUGCCACAUUGCGGAAGGUAGCACACUUACCCUCUUUUUUCCACUGCCCCUUUUGCCUUUCCUGGAGAAUUCUUCUAGUCCAUCAAAUCUGGUAAUUCUUGAGGAUUGAAUGUAUUAUACAAAGUGUUUGGGUUCAUUAAAAAGAAGUUUAAAUGGUGAGAUCCUGUGCUCUAGAUGACUCUACUGGGUUUGUUUUGUUUUGUUUUUUCUGGUCCUGUAUGAACCAUGAGGCUCUGGGACGGGGGGGGUUGUAUGUUUUUGGCCUCUUUAUUUAAAUGAUUGGUAGGGAGUUCUGCAGUUGAAAAGCUUUAGGAUAUUUUGUUUUUGUUCUUGCUUUCGCGCUUGAUUUUUUUUUUUUUUUUUUUUUGGAGGUGAAAGAGGAAGUGUCUUGAGCAUUUUGUUGGUGCAAUUUUUUUUAACUUGAUAUUUUCAUCAUGGAAAAAAUAAAUAAAUGGCACUUUACUUUA
Messenger RNA from Gavialis gangeticus (Gharial), 5648 nucleotides. RefSeq names its product mitogen-activated protein kinase kinase 2 (gene MAP2K2). Lineage: Eukaryota; Metazoa; Chordata; Crocodylia; Gavialidae. Gene Ontology annotation, molecular function: ATP binding; protein kinase activity. Gene Ontology annotation, biological process: protein phosphorylation. The annotation marks the transcript as partial. The record is from RefSeq and is a predicted model, not a curated record. The transcript has 12 exons.